Messenger RNA from Pseudonaja textilis, 871 nucleotides. Lineage: Eukaryota; Metazoa; Chordata; Lepidosauria; Squamata; Elapidae. The record is from RefSeq and is a predicted model, not a curated record.
CAGGCAGAAAGGACCGUACCACAAUCAAACCCUGCGGCAAUCUAGACUAUUGGAGCAGAGCGGCCGAUUAAGUUGCAGGAGAUAGAAAGCUCAUUACAGGUUCACUUGUGGCCUAUAACCGGGGUAGAAAAAGAGAAGAGCGUAGCGUCUCCUGCGUUUCACUUCAUGGUACCAAUCAAUUACUUCCCCGACACCCGUCCCAAUAGGCCGAGCCUGCGGAGAGAAAACGUGAACGUUUGCGCAGACUCUUGUUGUGAGAGCGAGUGCGCGAAAUCCGGAUGAAAGAGAAGAGAAAGCAAGGAAGUUCCCGUCUUGGGCAACCGGAUGAUGAGGCUGGGAGGGAUCAAAAAUGACUAAUUCCAUAACACCUUCUACCUACGUACGUUCCCUUGGCUAUGGACUGAUGAGACAGCUGGCAGAUUUCAUUGAUCCACAAGAAGGAUGGAAGAAGUUAGCUGCUGAUAUAACAGAUUCAUCUGGUGUUAAACGAUACAACCAAAUGCAAAUAAGGCGAUUUGAAGCAUUAAAACAAGUAGGGAAAAGUCCUACAUGUGAAUUACUUUAUGACUGGGGAACAUUCAAUUGUACAGUUAGUGAUUUGGUGGACCUCCUCAUCAGAAAUCAGUUCUUGGCACCAGCAAGUCUUUUGAUUCCAGAAACUGUACUCCUACAUACAAAAGGAUCUUUUGUAGAAGGCAAGAAAAUACUAUCUGAAUUGCCACCCUUGGAUCCAAAUGAAGGUCACCUAACAUCAAACAAUUGUGAUCUGAGUUCCGAUAACAACAGCAGUCACCUUAAUGAUACAGGUAGACAGUUAUCCUUUCCAAACUUUAACUCAUCUGUUACUCCACCCUUGCUAGCCCGUUCCAGU